Cucumis sativus (cucumber) is the source of this 1391-nucleotide messenger RNA. RefSeq names its product myb family transcription factor PHL8. Lineage: Eukaryota; Viridiplantae; Streptophyta; Magnoliopsida; Cucurbitales; Cucurbitaceae. The coding region runs from base 339 to 1169 and encodes 276 amino acids. The record is from RefSeq and is a predicted model, not a curated record. The transcript is spliced from 5 exons. Gene Ontology annotation, molecular function: DNA binding; DNA-binding transcription factor activity.
UAUUCCCUUCCAACAUAACAUUGCCCCACUGUGUUUCCUUCAGAUAUGGAGUGAGAACAUCGGACAUUACAACAACCAAAAACCUCCUUCUUCUUCUUCUUCUUUUUUUAUUUUUUUAUUUUGCUUUUAUCAUCAUAUAAAGAGGACUGCUACAAUUCAACCACACCCUUCCUUGCAAAAUUAUUCAAACAAAAUUAUCUUCAAUUUUAAUUAUUAUCAUUCUUUUUCUUUUUUCCUUUUUUUUAAAUAAAACCCACAAAAUCCCCAGCUUGUUCUUCUUCUAUUAUCUAACACACACACACACACACACACACACAAAUAAAAAAGGAAUAUCAAUUAUGCAGAAUCAUCAUCAGCAGCACAUGAACUUGGUUUUGUCUACUGAUGCAAAACCAAGGCUAAAAUGGACUCAUGACCUUCAUCAAAGAUUUGUUGAAGCUGUCAAUCAUCUUGGUGGAGCAGAUAAAGCUACACCUAAGAGUUUGAUGAGAGUUAUGGGAAUCACUGGCCUUAGUCUUUACCAUCUCAAAAGCCAUUUACAGAAAUACAGAUUGGGGAAAAGCCAGCAAGCCGAAACCAAUGCUCAACUCAAACUAGAAGAGAUGCAGAAAAAAGGUGGGCAUAUUGAUGGUGAGGAAAACAAGGAUAGAACUCAAAACCAAAACAAAACAGAGAACAUGAAGAUAUCAGAAGCUCUUGAAAUGCAAUUACAAGUACAGAAGAGACUACAAGAACAAAUAGAGGUACAAAAACAUUUGCAGCUGAAAAUCGAAGCACAAGGGAAGUAUUUAAAGAUAGUAUUAAGAAAAGCACAAGAGACAAUUGCAGGGUACGGAUGUUGUUCUGAAGCACUUGAAGAAGCCAAAGCAGAGCUUUCUCAAUUGGCUUCAAUGGUGAGCUCUGGCUGUCAGAGCUCUUGUUUAUCAGAAUUGACUGACUCAACAGAACUUAAUUUUAAAGGGAUUGAAAGAGUUGGAAGAAGAAUGUGUUCCAUUGAAAGCUCUUUAACAUCUUCAGAAACCUCAGAGGAAGCCCCAAUCACGAAGAAGAGAAAAGGAAAAGAAAAAGAAGAGAGUAGCUCUGUUUGUGAGGAGGACAAGGAAUUAAGAAUGAUGGACUUGAAUGAUACAGCAAUUGGAUUUGAAUCAAAGUUGAUUCAGUUUCUUUAAAGAAAGGGGGAUUUUUGAAUGAAUGGUGAAUUUAUUUUGAGAUGAUGAAUAUGUGAAGUUUGGAGCAGAAAAGUUGGCAAAUGCUUGUAAAAUGUGUAAAUGGGGGGUAUUGUACUAUUGUAUAUAAUGCAUGUUUUCAUUAAGUAAAAUUUCAAGCAACCCUAAUGUUAGACUAAAUUAUGUAUUAAUUAGCUACCUAAACCAUUCAAAGUUUCUGAAAAA